Molecule: messenger RNA, 264 nt
Organism: Mesorhabditis spiculigera
Lineage: Eukaryota; Metazoa; Nematoda; Chromadorea; Rhabditida; Rhabditidae
Source: the annotation of a GenBank genome assembly
AUGAUGACGUCAUUGUCAUUAGCCUUGUCGUUCAUGGUUUUCAUCCGCGCGCGCCGGUGUCUCCUUCUGCUGCACAACAGCCACAGCUGGUUCGCCCGCCAAUUUUGCCGGCGAAAAGGACCCAAGUUCGCCGGCUUGCUCAACCGCCCCCGUCCAUUCUCCGGGAAGCGGAUGUGUUACGGCGCGGGUGUCGGCCUCAUCGUCGUCUCUAAAAUGCUCAACUCCCCCGACGGCGAGUAUUACGAGCGAUGGUUGUGUGACCGC